Messenger RNA from Papaver somniferum (opium poppy), 1182 nucleotides. RefSeq names its product golgin subfamily A member 6-like protein 22. The transcript is spliced from 6 exons. NCBI's taxonomy places the organism in Eukaryota, Viridiplantae, Streptophyta, Magnoliopsida, Ranunculales, Papaveraceae. The record is from RefSeq and is a predicted model, not a curated record. The coding region runs from base 1 to 1182 and encodes 393 amino acids.
AUGGGUACCAGUAUGGUUAUCCCUAACAGCGUGUUCUCGAGCUGGGAGGAGGAACUGAAUUCUGCUGAGGCGGUCGUUGCUGCUAAGGAUAAGGAGAUGUUGGAGUUGAAGAAUCGACUGAAGGGGAAAGAGCAGCUUGGUGCUUCCGAAGAGAAACUUCGUCUUGAACUCGCUCUUGUUCGCAGUAAGUUGGAGAAGGCUCAUAGCGAAUCUUCGUCUUCUAAAGCGGGUGAUGUCAAAGAAUUAUCAUGGCUUCGAAGUGAGAGGACUCGCCAAGCUUCUCGGAUCAGAGAGUUGGUGGAGAAAAUUAAGGAUGAGGCUGAUAAAUGGAACGGCCGGGCCGAUGAACAUAAUGAACUGGCGGCACAGUAUCGAGAAAGACGGGAGCAAAUGGUUGAUAUGCAGAACAGUUGGAAUGCCAAUCGUCGUCAGUUCAAUGGUGCUUUAUUGUGGACUCGUGAGAACCUACGGGAGGAGCGUGAGGAUAUUUCUCGUCUAGAAACCAAAGUAGCAAACUUGGAAGAAGAGCUUCGCCAGGAUCGUUCAUCCCUCUAUCCUGAUAUUAGGGGUUACAUCCAACGGCUUGUUCGGGAAAGGGACGAUGCUAGGGAAGAGGCUUGUGCCUUUAGUAACGCUUUAAGUACUUCUCGGGCCGAUGUUGUUCGUUUAAUCAAAUCUGAGAAAGAUCUUGAAGACGAGUAUUAUUUUCUCGAUGAAGCCCGGGACGCUGUAGUUAAUGAAUAUGAGAUAGAUUCGUCCAGUGUCGAAGAGCUCGGGGGACAUCUUAGCCUUGCAAAUGAAAAGCUUAAAGAGGCUCAAUCUUCCUUAGUGCACCAGCAGGAUCAGACUAAGUACUACGAAGGGUUGGCUAGAUCUCGAGACGACGCAGCGAAGGAGGCAGCCAAGGAAGUAUCCCGAUUGAAGUCUUCAUUUUCGCAGUAUGAACUCAAGGCCGGCGUUAUCGCAUAUAAGGCUCAUUGCCAGCUUUCCGAAGAGGUUAACAAUACCUUGACCAAGAUCGAGCAGAGCCUUCUGAAGGAUCAUGGCAUUGUUAAGAAGUACCCUCGUCGUCCUAUGCCUGAGCCCGUAACCUACACCUCCGAUCGUUCUUCGGGAGGAAGUGUCCCUUCGUCUCAGAAGAAGAAUCCAGCUGAUCACGUCGAGUCGUCCAAGGGGAAGUAG